Ceratitis capitata (Mediterranean fruit fly) is the source of this 1323-nucleotide messenger RNA. RefSeq names its product beta-1,4-galactosyltransferase 7 (gene beta4GalT7). Gene Ontology annotation, biological process: carbohydrate metabolic process; proteoglycan biosynthetic process. Gene Ontology annotation, molecular function: xylosylprotein 4-beta-galactosyltransferase activity. The transcript is spliced from 3 exons. Bases 174 to 1130 code for a protein of 318 amino acids. NCBI's taxonomy places the organism in Eukaryota, Metazoa, Arthropoda, Insecta, Diptera, Tephritidae. The record is from RefSeq and is a predicted model, not a curated record.
AUUUGCCAAAUUUAAUUUUAACCUCUGUAUCGAAAAUGUAUAUUUUUAAACCAUAGCAAUUAUAAAUAUAUUUGUGACACCAUUUAAAGAAUUAUUAUCAUAAUUAUAGUUUAGUUAUCACAGAGAAUGUGACUGAUUAACUUUUAGGUGUGUCUUAAACGAAUACUCAUGUAAUGAAAGCCAAAACCGCAAUGAUACCAAUGGGAACUAUCAACUGGUUGUUUGUGUGCGGGCUGGCAUUUUGCUUGGGCGGAGUUGUAGUGUUGAGUCUUAUGCCAUUGAGUUCAGAUUGUAUUUGCCCAUUGAGCCGCGGCCAAAAGAAAACCAGCUCUGAGCUGUACAAAGUUCAUGACGAAGUACAAGCUACGAUACCAAAAUCUGAGCACAAACUAGCAGUGUUAGUACCAUUUCGAGAUCGAUUCGAAGAGUUGCUUCAAUUUGUGCCACACAUGACAAAGUUCCUCAAAAGACAGGGAAUAGUGCAUAAAAUAUUUCUACUCAAUCAGGUGGAUCGAUAUCGAUUUAAUCGUGCUUCACUCAUCAAUGUCGGCUUCCGCUUUACAAGUGAAGUUUAUGAUUAUAUUGCCAUGCAUGAUGUAGACUUGUUGCCGAUGAAUGAUGCAUUGCUAUAUAAAUACCCAAGUGAUGCAGGUCCACAUCAUAUUGCAGCACCUGAAUUGCAUCCGAAAUAUCAUUACGAGACGUUUGUGGGUGGUAUUUUAUUAGUACGUUGUGAACAUUUCAAAGAAGUUAAUGGUAUGUCUAACAAAUACUGGGGCUGGGGCUUGGAGGAUGACGAAUUCUAUGUUCGUAUUCGUGACGCCGGUUUGAGGGUCACACGGCCAGAGAAUAUUAAAACAGGUGUCAAUGACACAUUUAGUCAUAUACAUAAUCGGUACCAUCGAAAGCGUGAUACGCAAAAAUGUUUUAAUCAAAAAGAAGUAACUCGAAAAAGAGACCGUGAAACUGGUCUCAAUACGCUUAAUUAUAAAAUCUUGAAAGUUCACGAGAUGGCCAUAGAUGGUAUUAACAUAACAGUUUUAAAUAUAUUGCUCGAAUGUGACUUCAAAGAAACGCCAUGGUGUGACUGUGCCGGUAACGCUGUGGCUGCAUCUGCUGUGUCGACAUGAGUGUACGUAAGGAAUGAACUGUGCUAUAAGCUCGUAACGCAGCUGUCAUAAUUUAUUUAAUUUUUUUGAAUUUAUUGAUUUUAAAAUGCACGAUAUAGUUUUUUAGUUAAAUAAAUAUUAUGUUUCAUUAUGAAAAGUAAAAUGAAACUUAAUUUAAUACCUACCCAAACUACUAUUCUUUACAACAUAAUUG